Messenger RNA from Patiria miniata (bat star), 3230 nucleotides. RefSeq names its product SH2 domain-containing protein 3C-like. Gene Ontology annotation, molecular function: guanyl-nucleotide exchange factor activity; phosphotyrosine residue binding. The record is from RefSeq and is a predicted model, not a curated record. Bases 407 to 2905 code for a protein of 832 amino acids. Gene Ontology annotation, biological process: positive regulation of peptidyl-serine phosphorylation; small GTPase-mediated signal transduction. The transcript has 10 exons. Lineage: Eukaryota; Metazoa; Echinodermata; Asteroidea; Valvatida; Asterinidae.
CAGCUGCGGUAGUCUCAAUAGACUCAGUGAUAUCGACUUGAUCAUCAGUCAAGACUGUCACUUACUUGACUGUAGCAAGCAGGAGCAAUCUUUACUCUUACCCUUCUUGGUCAAUGCAGUAGGAGCAAACUCUGUGGGGAGAGAGCUGUGCAUGUGUGUCUUGUGUACAUUCUGGUCCAGUGAGCACUAGCGGGGGAAAGUAUUGCCGAUGAUUCACCAUCGAUGUACGACACGUUAGCAUGUAGCCGUUUAAUGAUUAACUUGUGGAUCGUCUACGCGGCGCGUCUUGAUGGCUCGCUAGUGUUUUCUCUACAGCUUCCUUCCUGUUCCUGUCCGACGUUGACUGUCUGCUAGUUUGUGGAGUGGUCUGUGUACUCUGUUAAGUAAAGGCCAAUCAGCAGACAGGAUGGCCUUCCAUCUGACCAUUGAGAAUUGGCUCAGUGCCUUGGAGCUGGAGGAGUACAUUCCCUUGUUCCAGCAUUACCAAACCGUCGAGAAUCUGUUACACCUGUCUGAGAGACACAUCUCUGAGUUGGGGGUGAGCAACUCAGCACACCGGGCCCGGCUGGCGUCCAACCUGGUCUACAUCAGGGAGAAGCUCAAGCGCUCCAGCAUUGCAGGAAGCCCACUGAUGAGCUCACUCACUUCGUCAAGACAGAGAUCUUCCAUAGCUGGUUCCCCGUACAGUUCACCGGUUCCGUCUCCAUCCACAAAGGCUUCUUUCCGUUACAGCACAAUCCCUGAAGGGGUAACACCAGAGUUGCCGCCAUCUCCCAAGACAUUCAAAAUGGAUUAUCAAGACACCUCGCCCGAGGACCUUCGCAAAGAACUGGAAGCAGAACUGAAACUGCCCAACAAUGACAUCCGGAGCCAUGCCUGGUUCCACGGCGGCAUCAGCCGCGACAAAGUGGAGAAGCUCCUCAUGUCAAACGGCGACUUCCUGGUGCGGGAUUCCAUCUCCCAGCCAGGGAAUUAUGUCCUGUCUGUGUGCUGGAGGAACUCACCCAUGCACUUUGUCAUCAAUAGGGUGGUUCUUCAGGCCGACACGCCGUACGCCUCCAUCCAGUACCAAUUCGAGCGGGAGUGCUUUGACUCCAUCCCGUCGCUGAUUCGGUUCUACAUCGGAAAUGCGCGUCCCAUCUCGCAGACUUCCGCUGCCGUCAUCCAGCGGCCCGUCAACCGCUCCGUCCCGCUGAGCUUCAUCGACAGCAAGUACGCUGCCAUCAACAGGUCCCAGGCCAGCGCCUACACGUACGGGGUGUUGCCCAGGAGGGUCGUGACUCCUCGCUUGGCGCUGGGGCAGGACAACUUCCGACAGCGGUCGGGAAGCCAGCCGGCCAUCAUGCGCAACUCCGUGGUGGACCCUGCCUUGCUGGGACGGUCGGAGAGCUCCCCGACCAUAAAUCGCCCAAUGAAUGGUUUUGCCGUGCAGCCGCUAAACGACAAAAGCGAACAUCGCCCACUGGGCAGGACAGGCAGUGAACCUAUUAUAGAGUCUCCCGAUAAGGUAGACUAUGUGUACCCUGCCCCCAAUGCGAGCUCCUCAGAGGACCUCACUGCACCCCCUCUACCCCCGUCAAGGACGAACAAAUCUUCUGGUGAGAGCAUAACCAAUGGAAAUGUAGCAUCUCUCACAGAGACAAUCAAUGUUGUCAAUCGCGGCUUUGAUCCGCCGAACAUGUUUGUAGUAGACCACGUUUAUAGUGAAAUUGACCAAUACGAUCCUCUACCGAUCAGGUUCUCCGUGCUUCACGACAAGUCGGACUCAAAACCCACUCUCCAAGAGGAAAAUGGUAACGAACCGGACUUGAAAGAAAAGAAACGACAUUCAGACACAAGGAACUCCGUGCUGGACACGGACUACUCCAAAGUAGCGGAAAUGGAUAAAGACGUCGAUAAACGGCCAGAGAAACUUGUCACCCCCUUGCCUCAAAUGGAAGAGCCCUCUUGCAUCCACUUGUCAGACUUCACCACGUCUUUAAUGGGCAGUGAAAACAAGCCGCUGGAGGGGACCAUUUUGGCCGAGGUGAAACAAAGACUUUUGGACACAGAUCCUGUCGUUCUUGCCAAACACAUCACGACGAUUGACUUUGAGAUGUGUCGGAUCACAGACACUUCAAGCAGGCAGCCGGGCCUAGAGGUCAUCACGCUACCCCAGGGAGUGCAGAUCAGGCAAGAUCUUCUGGAAAGAUACAACUGCCUGAAGACGUGGUGCGGGGUCUGUGUGCUGACAUGCACUGAACCAGAGCAGCGGAUCCGCAUGCUGCAUCAGUGGAUACAGGUCGCUGAAGCCCUGCGUGGAUCCCUGGGAAACCUCUUCAGCUUUACUGCAGUCAUGGACGGCCUGGGCUGCAAACAGUUGACGCAGCUGAAGAAGUCAUGGGAACUCCUGCGCUCUAUGCACACCAGCAGUGCCGUCAACUACGAGACCAAGCUGCGCUCGUUACUCAAGUCCCUCAACAGCGGGGAGAACGCCCUCCCGCUGACCAAGACCAGCGUCCCUCACAUCGUGCCCGUCAUACAGCUCCUGGAGAGAGACUGGACGACGUUGACUGCCACGGACUGGUCCACGCCGGCCAGUAAAGACACCCUGGAGGGCCUGCCGCGGGGCGAGUCGUGGGAGGAAUCCUCCACGGGGUUCGGGCUGGACGCCCUGCUGAACCACCUGCAGAACGCCCACACCUUCUGCCAGCAGACUAACCUCUACCGCAUCAACGCCAACACAAAGCUGACCAAGUUCCUGCCGGACCAGGCUCUGCUUGACGCAUGCCGGCCGGAGUUUCAAAUGAGGAUGCUGUGGGGCAGCAAAGGGGCCACGGCAGGCACGGCCGAGCGCUACCAGAAAUUCCAAAAGAUUCUCGGCGUCAUGGCCGAGAAGAUUGAACCCAUAGGGCCCGGUGUGUGAUUAGCAGGAACAGACUGAGAGUUUGUAGACCAACCCGGGCAUGCUAUCAAUUCUAUCACGAAGGCCCCCUUCAAUGGCAAAAGCAUUGUGCUAGCUAUUGUCCAGAUAAUCCAUCACGGGACAGUUGCUUUGUACAAUAGCAUGCACAAUGGUUUCUCCAUUGAAGGGGGCCUCAUGCGUGUUAAGUGAGCACGUGCCUGGAUUCAUCUUUGUCAAGGCCGGUGCGAAAGAGAAUGCGAAUUUGUGACGUCAGGGCAGGUUUUGUAGGAUCUCGGUUUCAAUUCAAAAGUUGCCGAGUCAUCUUUUGAAUUGUGCCCGAAAUUAG